Messenger RNA from Aedes albopictus (Asian tiger mosquito), 1325 nucleotides. It is a transcript of the gene Daao2, whose product is annotated as D-amino-acid oxidase. NCBI's taxonomy places the organism in Eukaryota, Metazoa, Arthropoda, Insecta, Diptera, Culicidae. Gene Ontology annotation, biological process: D-amino acid catabolic process. Gene Ontology annotation, cellular component: cytoplasm. Bases 86 to 1123 code for a protein of 345 amino acids. Gene Ontology annotation, molecular function: FAD binding; D-amino-acid oxidase activity. The record is from RefSeq and is a predicted model, not a curated record. The transcript has 4 exons.
GCGUACGGUUAUCAAUGAGAGAAGUGCACAACCGGAGAGGUAUUAGAUUUGAAAGGAAAAUAGACGAAUAGAAGUGACUGUAGUGAUGAAACAGAUUGUGGUUCUUGGAGCCGGAGUUAACGGGCUAUGUGCUGCCGUCCAGUUGGCUGAGUAUUACUAUAAUGUGGCCAAGGUGACGCUGAUCUCGGAGGAUGUUACUCCCAACACUACCGGUGAUUUGUCGGCGGGACUGUGGGGUCCGUACUAUUGCGGCAAAACGCCAGAUCACAAAAUUGUAAAGUGGUCCGCAGAUACCCACGUUUUCUUCCAUCAGCUGUGGAAAAAUGGCCUCGCCGCCCGACUCGGAAUCAGCCUGCAACCAUGCACCCGACUCACAACGGAUCCCAAAGGCUAUCCGGAACCGUCCUGGAAGGAUAUCGUAUUCGGUUGCGUCAAACUAUCCCAGAAGGAGCUGGAACGGUUAAGCUAUGAACACGGUCGAAGCUAUACCGGCGGUUACCAUUUCGCGACCUUUACCUGUCAACCGGUAGGACUGUUGCCGUAUCUGUUCAACCGGUUCAUCAAUGUGGGCGGUCGAUUCGUGCAGACCAAGGUGGACAGUAUCGAAAGUGUUCUGAGCGGGAGGAAGGUGGAUUUGGUCGUGAAUUGUACCGGACUGGGAUCGAUGAGCAUGCUGGGCGACAAAGAAAUGCUACCGAUUAGAGGACAAAUUGCACGAGUUUGCGCUCCGUGGGUGUUCGAGAUUAUCCUGGACGAUAGCGACGAUGGAAAUUAUGUGAUCCCGAACACCGAAACCGUAAUACUGGGAGGAACCCACCAGAUGAACGAUUUCAAUCGGAAUGUUAGUAAGGACGAUAGCAAAUUCAUCUUCGAUGGAUGCGAACGAAUGCUGCCGAGCCUGAAGAACGCUGCGUUGGUACAGGAACAAGUUGGAUUGAGGCCCGGUCGAAGCACUGUUCGACUGGAACUGGAACACUACAGAGCAGGUAAUUUAACCGUCCCAAUCAUCCACAAUUACGGCCACGGAGGAUGCGGUGUAACGUUAGCGUGGGGAUGCGGAGCAGAAGUCUUGGAACUCAGUCAACAACUUAACUUGGACGCCGACAGCAAAUCCAAACUGUAAAUCCUCGGAGGGCAAACGUUCGGAUGCAAUCAAUUUCAACACAGAGUAUAUAAUACUUGAAUGAGAUUUAUCGCCUACACAUAUAUUCCUUUAAAAUAGCAGCAUAAUGAUAAGAGUUUGUAAAAGAGAAAUCCUAAAACAAUGCCAGUUGUCCUAUCGCCCAUCACGUGGGGAUAUUGUGCAACUGAUUUACCGACUACGA